Gambusia affinis (western mosquitofish) is the source of this 4367-nucleotide messenger RNA. It is a transcript of the gene syngr3a, whose product is annotated as synaptogyrin 3a. The transcript has 4 exons. Bases 133 to 825 code for a protein of 230 amino acids. Lineage: Eukaryota; Metazoa; Chordata; Actinopteri; Cyprinodontiformes; Poeciliidae. Gene Ontology annotation, cellular component: neuromuscular junction; synaptic vesicle membrane. The record is from RefSeq and is a predicted model, not a curated record.
UGCUCGUCCCCGCGCCACUGGGAGCGCGCAGGACCCGUCCCUUCAGCAGCGCAUCCAUCCUGCCGCGGAGCCGGGUGAUCGUGGAGCCUCACAGAGCGCACACACCGAGAGAGAAAGAGAGAGAGACAGAAGAUGGACGGAGUGGGAUCGUUCGGAGCGGGCCGAACCGGGACCGCCGUGGACCCGAUCACGUUCGCCAAGCAGCCGCAGACCAUCCUGAGAGUGCUCUCCUGGAUAUUCUCCCUGGUGGUCUUCGCCGCCAUCGUGAACGAGGGUUAUGUUAACCUGGGCAGUGAGCGCCUCCACUGCGUCUUCAACAGGAACGGUGACGCCUGCAACUACGGCGUGUUUGUGGGCCUGGUGGGCCUGCUGGCAUGCUCCUUCUUCUUCCUUCUCGACUACAAGUUCUCCUCCAUCAGCUCGGUCAAAGACAGGAAGAAGGCUGUGAUGCUGGAAAUCGGCUUCUCAGGUUUUUGGACCUUUCUGUACUUUGUAAGUUUCUGCUUCCUAGCCAAUCAGUGGUCUCGGACCAAAAUCGAAGAUCUGCCUCUCAACCAGGGAGCAGAUGCAGCACGGGCAGCAAUCGCCUUCUCCUUCUUCUCCAUAAUCACAUGGGCUGGCCUAACGGUGCGUGCAGUCCAGAAGUAUCUUCUGGGUACAGACAUGACCCUGUUCACCACUGAGCACAUGGACGGCGCCGCACCCACCCAGCCGUACCCGUCCAAUUCGCCAGGCGGCGGCCCGGCCGAGACCACAGACGCCUACCAGAGCCCGCCCUUCACCGAGAACAACACGGCCCCCACAUACCAGGUUCCCAUUUACUAGGACCGACGGACGUGACGGUGGAAGAAUUGCAGAUGAGAGGAAAUAGCUUUCUGUGAUUUCUGUUUCAAGUGAAGCUGUUUAUGAGUUGAUCCGGGGCGCAGUUUUCAGUCGCUGUUAAAAAAAAUAAAAUAAAAAAAAUAAAAAAAAUAAAAUAGUCAGGCGUCCGCUUCUUUGUUUCCUCCUCUCGUUUCCUGCCCCCGCCUGAACAUUCCAGCUUUAUCUGCCUUUUUUCUAGACCUGCAGAAAGGACUUUCCUCCUGCAUCAACGCAGAUAAAUCGAAAUCAAAACUAGAGGAGGGAAAACAGAAGCGGGUCGCGAGUAAAGUGUUUCAAACCCCAUUUUGUCAAAAGGAAGAGAUAAAGUGCUGAACAAAUUCCACCACAACAAAGCUGUUUUAAAGGCGCUCUCUUGCAGCACCUUGAUCUUGUUGCUUUAAUUCAUUCAGGUGUCCCCUUUUAUUGCAUAAAAAGGGAAUGCUCUUGUUUUCUUUCUUUUUAUAUCUUUUUUUAAAACUGCACUAACUCCUCCUGAGCUCCCAGCUGGUGAUCAUCUGCACUGAAUCUGUACAUUUCCAGAUGUAGAGAUCAACUAAGUGCCAUAUUGUUCGGAAAGUGACUUAGUUUAAUUGGUUUUCCACAUGCUGUACACGACGCCAAUGUUUUGUGACCGAGUGCAAUAUCUCGCAUUCUUAUGUACUGUAGGGUAGGCACACACUGUACUGUACUGCAGGUAGAGAGGUCAUAAUCAGGGCAGGUCGACUGUAGGUUCUGUCUCAAAUAACAUACUUCUUAAAUUCCUGUAAAAUCCUUGCCCUGGAAAGUUUCUAACACAAACAUGCACAACAAAUAAGCAGCUGUCAAAAUUGAAAUGAUCUUUCCCAGAAUUAGGGUCUUUCUAGGAAUCUUCGAAGAUGAAAGUAGCAUCGCAACGGAGAAUAUUUCUUCUCCGCUUUAUCUCCUUAGAUGAAUUAUGAGGCUUUAAUUCAUUCAUGUAGGCAGCUAAGUUUGAUUACAACGAUAACUCAAUUCACGAAUGCAGUGUUUUACUUUUCUGCAGAGCCGAGCAAAAUCUGAAUCAGGCCUUGGGCAGAAUUUUCUUUAGGGGAACCCUCAAGUUUUUUUGUUUGUUUGUUUUUCAUUUUUGCAUUCACCUCUUAUUAUACAGAUAAUUAGUGAACCAAUUCUAAAUUAAUUUUAUUUUGUGAUGUAUUGUGCUUUGGAUGACCAUCACAUUAUCUACUUUGAAUUAUUUCUUAUAGACAUUUCUGGUUAAGUGCUCAUUUUCAUCAUUUUCAUCAAUUUUGUUCUUAUUUUUACAUACAGUGAAGAAACGAUAAAACUAGAAACAUCUGACAUUCCUAGUUGGUACACACAGCUGUCCAAAUGCUUAAUUUUUCACAUUUAAGAAAAGAUAAUGACAUAAUCCUCUAAAAAUUCUAGUGAAAGACCUACACAUAUGCUAUAUGUUGAAGGAAAAACCAAAAGCUGUAACAAGAUGGAUGAAAAAAAGAAGACCCGAGAAGAGAGACACUUUGUUGAAGCAACUUUUGUGUCAGUUUCUGCCUUCGGAGUUUGUGAGCAAAAAGUCUCAUAAUCCAUCCGCAGUUGAUGAGAAUGCAAACGAGGUGUGUAAUCUGAGACAGCAUCCUAUGGCGAGUGUAAGACGAGGCGUGUAGGGGUAUUCUGGAGAAAUUGGGUCCUUUUAUGUUUCCAUUUAUUUUUUUAAAGCUGCCAAACUGUCCUGAGUUGCUAUUGCUCUGUUAGUGUUCAUAGCAUUUUCUUUAGAGGGUAGAAUACAGGUGAGCUUUUAUUAAUGUCGGGUCAAGUCUCAGACAAAAGACAGAAGAAUGAAUCUAAAGUUGAUGUCUGAUCCGUCAUUCUUGUCCCGCGUUUAGAUCUGACUGGGUAAAUUGUGACAUGAAUUGAUGUCGGGAGGAUGUGGGUCACCGUUUGCUCCGAUGUAUAUAGUACCACCACUUCUGUGCUGUGGUUCACACACACACACACACACACACACGCACACGCACACACACACACACACACACUUGCCAUUCAUCAAUCUGUCAUUGUAAUGAGGGAUUCACAUGAGAGCAACUGAGCGCGUGCACACAGAGAUCACCAUGCAGGAUUAGAAUAACCUGUUUGUGAGUUUUUGCCAAAUAAGCCUUUUUUUUCCUCCACAUGUUUUUGUGACAGUUUUAGCGAACUCUGUCUCUCUAACUUGGAUUGUUUAUAAUUCAUCCUAAAUUGUACUGAAGUUAUCCGAAGUCAGAGCAUGAAGUCAAGAGGUUUGUUUGUUUAUAGCAUCAAAUGUGAAGACUCUUCUCAGAAGUCUCAUCUAAUGGGUUAUUUCAACUAUUUAUUUAUUUUUUUAUUUUUUUUACAGUGGGCUUAAGAUACAAGAUGUAACUUUAAGCUCAACUAUAUUCUUCCACUAAUAUUUCCUGAAAAGUCAGCUUGGCAAGUUGGACUUAAUAACACUUAAACCUUUUGUAUAGAGUUCAUUAAAUAUAGAAAAUUAAGUCAUUUUUAAGUUGGCUCCGAGGCGUUAUGCAGAGCUUUGCCAGCAGGCACUAGAGUUAAAAGAUAAGCCUCAACUCCCCAAAAAGCAAAACUCUGGCUCUUCGCUCAGUGUUUUUCUCAUCACUGUGAUCCUGGUGAUCACUCAUGUAAUUUACACAGAUAGCUGAAAGAGUGUUUAAUUGUGUCAAACAGUUUCAGGUUGCUGAUGCUUCUGCAUCAGGGAACAUCAGCAGGAUGCUAGAAAUGAAAGCUGAGUGAAAAAAACUCAAACAAAUUUAAAUGUCCAUUUUGGAUAAACCCCGCCCCCUCACCCCCCACCCCCAAAAAAAAAAAUAACAACCCCCAAAAAAACAACCUGCCUGUUCUUCAGUUUAAUAUUUUAUGUUUUCAUAAAAAUAAUAAAUCACUUUUUAUUUAUUUUUAAUUUCUAAAUUCCGAUGAGAAAAACUAAUUAUCAAACGGAAUCAAAACAAAAGUCUGAUCAUGUGGAGAGCUCAUUUAUGUUGCACAUCUGAACCCGACUGCUCCCCCUAGUGGUUGACUGACUUGACUGCCACCGUGUUUACAGCGACCGGCCGCCUGGUGCGUUUGGCCCAAUUCAAUGAAUUUAAACUUUAAAAAGUGAGGUGAAUGCAUUUACACACAUUUAUCGUUAUGAUCACUCCCAAGAGAAAUUCACUUAUGACGUGAGGUGGGAAAUUAUCAUAAUGAUAUUACUUAAGAGGGAGAGAAAAAAGGCAUACUUUUUUUUUUUUUUUUGCUUUAAGUCCCUUUUGGGUUAAUGUAAUGAAUUUGGGUUGCUGUCAGGUCAGGAUGUUUUAUCGUUCUCAGUGCUUCAGUCUCUUUAUUCAGUCAGUGUGGUAGAUGAUGAUGAUGAUGAUGAUGAUUAUUAUUAAUAAUUCUAAUAAUACUAAUGAUAAAAGCAUUCUGUGUUUUGUGCUCUGCCCUAUGUACAAUACUGUGGUAUUGGUUGGUUGUAAAAAAAAUAAAAAAUAAAUAAAAAUAAAGUCUAAAAAAAA